Molecule: messenger RNA, 1175 nt
Organism: Neurospora tetraspora
Lineage: Eukaryota; Fungi; Ascomycota; Sordariomycetes; Sordariales; Sordariaceae
Product: translation initiation factor eIF 4e-like domain-containing protein
Exons: 3
Coding region: 214-957 (247 amino acids)
Biological process (GO): translational initiation
Cellular component (GO): cytoplasm; eukaryotic translation initiation factor 4F complex
Molecular function (GO): RNA 7-methylguanosine cap binding; translation initiation factor activity
Source: RefSeq, a predicted model, not a curated record
GCAGUCCCCAAUCGAUUCGCGCUUCCACCCACGCCUCGCCGGGCCUCGCACGCUUAAAUCACUUUCUUGGGCAUAAACUGCUUUUUUUGUGGGCCCGUCUGUCCAAGCUCAGUCCUUGUUAGCUCGACUCCGUCUUGUCGCCCUUUGUCGGAACGACACACUUUGAUCAACAUCCACUUUCCAAACCCCCAUCGCAACAUCACAACCGCCACCAUGUCCGAGCAAGUCGAUCUCACCACCAUCCCUAUCAGCCCCGAGGGCGGCAACACCAACGGCGACGCCGCCGUCAAGGACGACAAGACCGUCACCGUCUUCCACGACAAGGAGCACUUCAAUGUCAAGCACCCUCUCUCCAACCGCUGGACCCUUUGGUUCACCAAGCCCUCAAGCGGAAAGGGCGACAACUGGAAUGAUCUCCUGAAGGAGGUUAUCACCUUUGAGACGGUCGAGGAGUUCUGGGGUGUAUAUAACAAUAUCGCCCCGGUAUCAGAGCUCGCUCUCAAGUCCGAUUACCACCUCUUCAAGGAGGGCGUGCGCCCCGAGUGGGAGGAUCCCCAGAACAAGCACGGUGGCAAGUGGUCUUACCAGUUCAAGGAGAAGCGCAGUGUCAACAUUGACGAGAUCUGGCUGCAUACUAUGCUUGCUGCGAUCGGCGAGACUCUCGAGGACGAGGAGGACGGUGAGGUCAUGGGUGUUGUCGUCAACGUCCGCAAGGCCUUCUUCCGUGUUGGUGUUUGGACUCGCACUAUCGGCAAGCACAUUCCCGGCCGCGGCGACGGAGACAUUUCUGGCGGCAAGGGUAGGUCCCCUGAGAAGGGCAAGGAGAUCCUGAUGGCCAUCGGCCGUCGCUUCAAGGAGGUUCUCCAGCUCCCUGCCAACGAGGCUCUCGAGUUCUCCGGUCACACGGAAUCCGCUCACAGCGGCAGCUCUCGUGCUCGUGCCAAGAUGACCGUCUAAAUGCGGCCUCCAGUUCUGGCCAUGUCAUUGACAAGCUAAAGUCAAACCCGGCUUUAGCAGGCGGCUUCGUUUUCAUGCAUACAACGAGCCGCUUAUAAUAUCUACGACGUUCGAGAAAGGACGCCAUGCGGUCUUGGCGGCGGCAUACACGCAAACGACAACGCAUAGAAAUAUGGGAUAUCUCGUUGACGAAAAAGUUACCCGCUUCAUUUACUUGG